Messenger RNA from Thermothelomyces thermophilus ATCC 42464, 423 nucleotides. RefSeq lists its product as uncharacterized. The record is from RefSeq and is a predicted model, not a curated record. NCBI's taxonomy places the organism in Eukaryota, Fungi, Ascomycota, Sordariomycetes, Sordariales, Chaetomiaceae. The coding region runs from base 1 to 423 and encodes 140 amino acids. The transcript is spliced from 2 exons.
AUGUCGUCGCUCGACCUCGACCAGGUGAUGCACGCGCGGGCACGGUGGCGCAAGGCCAUAUUGAUCCCUCUUUGGAUCUUCCAGAUCGCCGUGCUGCUGUGUCUCAUGGGCGUCUUUGCGUACCGUCUGGCCGAGACCUUUGAGGACUACGGGGAGCGGGACAAGCAGGGCGAGGUGCCCAUCGUCGAGGUGGUCUGGGAAGCCACUAACGUCGGCUUCAACCUCAUCGCCCUCAUCCUCAACAUAGUCGAGAUCGCCCGCAUGGCCACUGAGCGGCUGACGCCCUUUGUCAUGGUCUUCACCCAAUCCAUCAAGCUCACCUUGGCCUUUGCCGUGUUGGCGCUCGACAUCGUCGCCUACCUAGAGCACAUGGACGGGCACUACUCCACCGUCGGCCUGUCCCUCGAUUGCGGCCUUCUGUAA